AUGAUUCCCUCUACAAGAAUUUGUAUAGCACCAAAUUGUUAAGCAUAAUCACGAUUAAUAUAAUCUAUAAAAGAGCUUGAUUAUCAUAAAGGUCAUAGUUCCUCAAGUCUAGGAUAACUAACCAAGAAAUUGAAGGAUUUGAUACCAGAUUUUCCUAUUACUACAAGUAUUAAAUAAAUCAUUGAAUCUAAAUUUCAAAUUAUUCACUAAUACUUACAAAAGAAAUAAGAUAUCUAUUACAAGUAUAAUUUAUUUAAAUCAUUAAAAAAGGAAAUGUGAAAAAUAUGAAUUGAUUGAGGCAGCAUCCAAAUUUAUUAAUUCUGAAUAUUCUUUAUUAAAUGAAAAGACAAUAGAUUUAAUUAUUAAGGCAUUACCCAAUAAUAUCUCUGAAACCUUAGAAGUACAGACUGCUUAAUAUUUUGAUUUACAAAUUCAAAUUUAAAAAGAAUUAGAUGAUUUAUUUCAUUUAAUUAGUACAGAUAAAAAAUUAGAAUCAAAUUAAUCAAUUCAAUAAAUUUAAUCAACAAAAAAAUAACAAUCUUUAAAUCACAAUGCAUCUAUACCAAUUUCAAUUACAGAAAAACCUUAAUUUCUUAAAAUGCCUUAAGCUUAUGAUUAAUUAUCUAAAUUUGAAAUUAAUAAUCAAUUAGCUAAGCAUUUAGAAGGAUGUAUAUUUUAUAAUAUUAUAAAUAGAUCCUUCUAUUGUUAUGACCAAUUAAAUACUUAAAGAAGGUAGUUAAAUUUAAUUUGAAAUCAUUAAAAUAUAAAAUGAUUAUGUAAGUGUUGCCAUUGGUGCAAUGGAAAGAUCAUCAAUUGAAAAAAAUGGUUUAAUUCUUAAUGGUGAACAAUUAUAAAUUGCAGGUCAUGGUGUAUACAUGAACUUUAAUGAUAAAUGUAUUUAUCAUAGUGAAAUUGAUAAUGGAUAAGUAUAAGGAAAAGAUAAAGGAAUUGCAUUUUAAGAAGGAAAUAAAAGUAAUUUAAAUAUUUAUCAUUAUCUUAGUUCAAUGCAAUUAUUCUUAGGGACAAUUGACAUUUUUAAAUCUAAAUACAAACUCUUCAUAUUCUAUGAAAAUUAAUUAAACCGAUUGUAUUUUAGUAGUUUGGUUAGAUUUGAGUGAAAUUAAAAUUAUAUGA
This is a messenger RNA of Paramecium pentaurelia, 1134 nucleotides long. The record is from the annotation of a GenBank genome assembly. Lineage: Eukaryota; Ciliophora; Oligohymenophorea; Peniculida; Parameciidae.